Gopherus evgoodei (Goodes thornscrub tortoise) is the source of this 1977-nucleotide messenger RNA. RefSeq lists its product as uncharacterized. The record is from RefSeq and is a predicted model, not a curated record. Gene Ontology annotation, cellular component: cytoplasm; nucleus. Lineage: Eukaryota; Metazoa; Chordata; Testudines; Testudinidae. Gene Ontology annotation, biological process: female meiosis I; meiotic cell cycle; mRNA stabilization.
AUGUCAUUUGAAGAGAGUGGGAAGCUCUUCGGCUUCUCAUCGACUUCAGUGGGCUUUGGAUCAGGCCUUGGACAGGUAAACGGCAAGAAACAAAAAAUGGACACGUGGAUAUUCUACCCGUUGUUAGGAGAGAUUACAAAUCCAUCCCCACCUCUGGAAUCAUCCUGGUUAUCUAGUAAUCGGUCUGUGUGUGGAGAUGAUACCAACACACCAACUUCUUUCCAGUACUGCACAAAAGAAAGAGCACAGAUAAGUCUGUUUUACUCUGGCAGUGGCCCAGAGAUGUUUAGGCUAGUGUCGAGCACCCUAGAUGAGGCACACAAGCCAGACCCAGUUACAGAUUGGAAUUAUCUGUUGAGAUUGUUUUCCCCUAUGUUGGCAUCUGACACUGGAAACAAUGGUGACUUGUCAGGUCUGUCUUCUGAGCACUGUUUACAAAGAAAAGAUUUUCCAAACCCGACUGGCACACGGGACUGUUACCAAGGACACUUGCAAAAGUUAUCUGCUGUGGAGAUACACAGAGUGUUUGACGACCAUCUUACAGAGUCUUUGCUUUCUCCUUCUGACCCUUAUACUCAGCCAUCUGCUGGGAUCUUGAACAUUUAUCCUGAAAAUCCUGCUUUUGAAAAGAAUGCCAUCUUUCAGCAAGAAGGAUUAGCGUUUCAGAAUGUACAGUUUAAUCAGCAUGUGUGCAAUUAUCAUAAGAUGAACUUAAAUGGAGACCAUGAAAAGAAUUGCUCUGAUUUUAGUUAUUUUUCUUCUCAGUUUCGAAUGAAAGAUGGCACUGGUAUUCAGAAAGAGUAUUGGGAAACUGACCAAGCAAGAGGCAAACCUAUGAAAAAUGACGAACAAGCGCAAGCAAAGUACUCCAAUGAUUUAUCUAGUCCACCUACUAAUGGCACAUGGGGCGAAGUGUUCCAGGACAAUCAUCUGGUUUCUAAAAGAUAUGAAAAUUUUACAGCUUCUCAUAAAUCACAGCCAUCUAGUCACCCACCGCUUUAUUUUUUCAAUCAACCAUUUACUAAAGAAAAUCGUUUUCCUGGAGGAACAAAUAGAAACCCACAGGAAGCUCACAUGCAAAAUGGCCAGAAUAGCUUCAAUUUGGGGGAAACCUGUAAUAACAUUGAAUAUAAGAGCCAUAUGAAUCCUAAAGAAUGCUCUCGUAAAUCUUGUGACUAUCAUUUACUUCUGACAACUGCUCUACAAAAUAGAAAUUUUCAUUUGUCUUACCGUGGCCAUACUACUUUCUCAUUAAUGUCUGAUUUUAAGCAAAAUGGCCUAUUUUGUGAGGAAUCAAGUGCACCAUACUUUGCCUUUCCAACUCCUUUUAAGUAUAGGCCUCGAAGAAAUUGCCUUUGGCCUGCUAAUGAGAUUGUUAUUCAACUGGAUAAGUGUUAUCUACAGAGCAGAACUCUGAAGGAGGAGAGGAAAAAGAUUGAAGCUGAUCUUGCAAGAGACUUUCCAGGAGCACGAAGAUCUCGCUCAGAUAAGACUCCUGUUUUCCGACUUCCUGCUAACCCUUCAGGAGUGGAUCAUUUGAUUGGGUACCAGUUAUCAGAACAGGCCAGAGUGCUCACCUUAAUAAGAAAAAUGGAAAGGCUUCAUGGUACUCCUGUCCAUGAGAAUAUACCCAAAACUUUAGAACGUCAUUUGGAAGCUAUUCAUGUUACACAAGCGAGGCGGAAAGAUGAGAUUCAUAAUGCUGCUAAUCCACAGAGACAAGGAGCAUCUUGUUAUAAUAAUGAAAAGGAUGUUCUUGCUCUGGUAGCUGCCAUUAAAGGGUUAGCUGUUUCCAUACGCAAGGCUCGUACUGCUUUAUGGUGUGCCCUGCAGAUGACACCAAAAACCUCCUUAAGCACGGCAGUGAAACAGAAGGGGUUGAAAGGAAACAGCACACAAGAAAAAAAUAGUGCAGAUCCUGAAGACCAGGGAAGCAAAAAAGAAAAACAUGAGAAACCAAUGCAGAUUUCUGAAUAA